CACGUAUUGUAUAAAAAAUAUAUAGGAUUAUCUUUCUAAUUAGCUUUGAAAAUGGGAAGAAAACGUAAACACGACGGAACGGAUGAGAAAAUUAGGAGAAAGAUUCGAAAAUUAAACAAAUAUCUGCGAAAACACGGACGAUCUAUAUCGAGUUCAUCUUCGUCAGAGUGCGAAUCAGAUCACAAUCUUGAAAACCGUGAAAAUGAGCAAAUCAUUUUAGAUGAAUUAUCAGAUGAGGUCUGUCCAGAAAACCAGACUCAAAUUACAGUUGAGGAUAGUAACGAGGAAAAAUUAGAUGAUGACAUACUACUUCUUUUGGGUGACCCACCUAAGGAAGAAUCACCUGUGGGUAAAGAUAUCCAUAAUGACAUGGCAGACAGAUUAAAAAAUGUUCUACUAAACGGCUUAUCUAAGGAAAUAAAACAAAAAAUUUCGGAAGAAUACCCCACACCGGGAAACUGUCAAUAUUUUAAGGCACCUAAAUUGAAUCCUGAAGUUAAAGCCGCUAUUUCCGAUUUACUGUAUAAAAAAGAUACCUCUUUAGCUACAAGGCAAGAACGAAUCGGUACAGUUCUGACAGCUCUCACGCAAGCAAUGGACAUUCUUAUAAAGUGCAACAAUGACAAUAACAAUCAAAUACUUAUUAAACACAUAAGUAAUGCUUGUCGCCUGUUAUGUGAUUCACAUUUUAUAGACACGCGUUUACGACGCAAUUUUCUAAUCUCAACCUUAAACAAUAAUAUGAAGGAGACACUGAAGGAAACGAAGAGAGAUAAACACUUGUUUGGCGAGGAUCUGCCUGAAAGAUUAAGAGCUUCUAAAGCCAUAACUAAAACUGGACAGGACCUGAAAAACACAAGACCGAAAUCUCAUGUUAAUAAGCCUGAAACAUCCACUUCUAAACAUCCCUCGAACAAUUUAAACUGGAAGCACCCGCAUUCGAACUUUCAAGCGAGAAAGCCUGCUCAGAAUCAUCAGCGUCGAGAUGCGGGUUACUCGGCAGCGCCUCAUCAUCAGCGCUCGCAGACAGCAACGACAACUGCGCCGCCACGCGGAGGAUCGACGUCAACUCGUGCUCGGGGCAAUGCCCACUGGAACCAGCGACCUCAGGGGAGACACUAAUCAACGAGCAGGUCGCAACACAGCCUCCACAAAAACCUUACCCUGGCUGCAGCAACCUUAUCAGGGAGUCUUUGUUAAAAAGAAGCGUACCGCCUUCGUCUAUUAACAUUAUGAUCAAUUCUAUAUCUUCUAAUACCCAAAAGCAAUAUGAUUGUUACUUAAAGCAAUGGUUUAUAUUUUGUAAUAAUCAAAACAUUGAUUACCUAGAAGCAUCAGUACCAAAAAUAAUAUAUUUUUUAACAAAACUUUUCGAAAAUGGAUUCAAAUAUGGCAGCCUCAAUUCUUGUAAAUCAGCUUUGUCAUUAAUAAUUAGUCAUAAUAUUAUGAGUGAUGAGAGAAUCAAAAGAUUCAUGAAAGGAGUAUUUCGAUUACGGCCACCGGAACCCAAAUAUGAAUAUACUUGGGAUACCAAUAUAGUUUUAAAUUAUUUAUCUCAACUGUAUCCAAAUGAAACGUUAAGUUUAGAAUUGUUGUCUAAAAAAUUGGUUACUCUUUUAGCUCUGAUUACUGCUCAUCGAGUGCAGACGUUAUCAAAAAUAUUCAUACGUAACAUAAAUAUCUCCCCUUAUAACAUAUUGAUUAAAAUUUCUGAUUUAAUCAAAACAUCAAGACCUAAUACAUGUCAACCUUUACUUAAAUUACCUUUUUAUAAUGAAAAACCUGAGAUUUGUCCAGCGAAAGUAUUAUGUAGUUAUUUAGAUCAAACAUCGGAUAUCAGACCAAGUAAUUGUAACAAUUUAUUUAUCAGCCACAGAAAACCUCAUAAUAAGGUAACUAGUCAAACACUCAGCCAUUGGAUUAAAGACGUGCUCCAAAAGAGUGGUGUGGACAUUAGCAUUUUCAGUUCACAUAGUACGAGACACGCGUCCACAUCGAAAGCAAAAUCUCUCGGAAUAAGUGUAGACUUGAUCCGCAAAACUGCAGGCUGGAGCGCGUCUUCUUCAGUGUUCGCUAGAUUUUAUGAUCGAGAAAUAGAAAUCGAUCAGGCUGAAACUUUUGCUCGAUCAGUACUAAACUAGUAGUACUUGUUUAUUGUUAGCAACUGUAUAAUUAAUCCUGUAUUGUCAAGUUGACCAUGUUACCAUUAGUUUAUUUUCUGUUUCUGUAGAUCAGUUAAUUGUUCACUUUGAAAUAUAUUUCAUUGAUUAUUUGGGUAAAUAUAUAUAUCUUUAUUUAAAAACACGACGCCUGAUUUCAAACCUAUUAACUCUAAACAUCUACAAAGUCAUAUUAAUCGCGAGAAUUGAGCAGUGAAGCAUAAUUAAUGAUUAAACGAACUUACCUGUACGUGAAGUUCUAUCAUAAUUAUGCGAGCUGCUCAAUUCGAAGCGAUUAAUAGGUAUCACCCUCCCUACUAAGAUUCCCUGCCCAUAGAGGUCUGA
Molecule: messenger RNA, 2504 nt
Organism: Pectinophora gossypiella (pink bollworm)
Lineage: Eukaryota; Metazoa; Arthropoda; Insecta; Lepidoptera; Gelechiidae
Exons: 3
Coding region: 52-1122 (356 amino acids)
Source: RefSeq, a predicted model, not a curated record